Anolis sagrei ordinatus is the source of this 8026-nucleotide messenger RNA. It is a transcript of the gene SHROOM3, whose product is annotated as shroom family member 3. NCBI's taxonomy places the organism in Eukaryota, Metazoa, Chordata, Lepidosauria, Squamata, Anolidae. Gene Ontology annotation, molecular function: actin filament binding. Gene Ontology annotation, biological process: actin filament organization. Gene Ontology annotation, cellular component: cortical actin cytoskeleton; apical plasma membrane; apical junction complex. The record is from RefSeq and is a predicted model, not a curated record.
UCACAAAAUUGUGAAGUUAGCAGAAAAGCCAGUGGAGAGACGGAGAAGAUGCCUUCAUUCUUUGGAAGCAAUGAACUGAAGCAAAAACGGCCAUUGUAAUGGUAAAUUGCUGACAGAAGGGAAGAAAGGGGUGAUAAUCAAUCAAAAAUGAAGCCCUGGCUUGCAUUGGAGGAGCUUAGUCCCCAAAUGGGUCCAAAUAUGUUAUUUUCGCCUUUUGCUUUUUAAUAUUUGGACGGUUUAUGCGAAACAGGAGCCGGUUAGCAAUGUCAAUGGGAAAGAGGCAUGAAUUGAAGCAUCUUACGUAAGAAAAGUUUUGCAGGAAGGGAAAUGCAUCCCAGCGAAACAGCAUCAGAAAGUUGGAGGCUCUGAUACAGAAAUGAUAUGCCGAAGUGUGGUUUUGGGGAGUUUUCUGCGCAGCGUUCAGGAUUUUGGGUCAAAAAGAAAAGGCACUCCUCUGGCAAGCUUCCUAGCAGACUAUGAGGCGAUUCAUCAUGGAUGUGAGGCAUUUUAAUCUUCCGCUGCCCUGUCCCCAAAUCCUUUCAGUUUCUGCUUUUGGCUUCAUUGGAGGUUCUGGAAGACAAAGAUGAGGAUGUUGGACAAUAUAAACAGGGGCAUUAUUUCGUCUUCAAAAGGGAGCCUAGCCCAUAAAGGAAGAUACAUUUAUUUGGAGGCUUUGCUACACGGAGGAGCUCCAUGGGGAUUUACUUUGAAAGGCGGACUGGAGCACGGGGAGCCAUUAAUCAUCUCCAAGAUUGAAGAAGGAGGGAAAGCAGAUUCACUGAACUCAAAGCUACAGCCUGGAGAUGAGGUGGUGAACAUCAACGAGGUGGAUCUGAGCAGUUCCAGGCAGAAAGCCAUCUCUUUGGUGAAAGGCUCCUGCAAGACACUGAAACUGGUUGUUCGCAGAGAUACACUGGCAACAAAGGACCGUACUGACAUUACCGCUUCCCAUUCCCUCAGUUCAGAGCGUCUCAGGUCUGACUUGCAGUAUGACAAAGCAGGAGGAGUUAAACUACGGCUAAAGAACAGACGGAGUGACCCCGUGGGCCGACCACACUCCUGGCAUUCAGCCAAGUUCAUCGAGAACCAAUCUGAUCUCAGUAUGAUGCAAAUAUCUCAGGGUAUGAUUGGCAGUCCUUGGCACCAAGCCUACCAUUCCAGUUCCUCCACAAGUGAUCUUUCCAGCUAUGACCAUGGCUAUCUAAGAAGAAGCCCUGACCAAUACAGCUCCAGGGGGAGCAUGGAGAGCUUGGACCACACCCCUGCAGGGUACGCCCAACACCCCUGCCACCUCUCGCCUGCCAAAUCAACCAAUAGUAUUGACCAGCUUGCCCAUCUCCACAGCAAGAGGGAUUCAGCGUACAGCUCUUUCUCAACCAACUCCAGCAUCCCUGAAUAUGCAGCCCCCGCCUUCUGCAAGGAGCGGUCCUACUCUAUGGAGAAUGUGCAUUCCCGAGGAAGGCCGCAGGAGGGAGGAAUGCGGCAGGCGGAUAUCAGGUACAUUAAAACUGUCUACAAUGCCCAGAGAGGGGUUUCAGAAGAGUAUGAGGUCAAGUCUUCUGCUCUCCUGCCAAGCUGUGAAGCCCAGGCAAAAGGUUACAGCUCCAGCAGGUUUCAUGGGUCCCACAAAGGUCCACAAACCCGGAGUUCGUCUGACAGCGAAAGCCUGUGUAUGAAGGCUCCUCCCCUGCCACCAACCCGUAGUGAUAGUUAUGCAGCAAUAAGGCACCAUGAGAGGCCCAGCUCCUGGUCAAGUCAUGAGCAUCGGAAGUCGUCUAGGACUCAUCCCAAAGGCGCUUGGUGUCAUCUGGGCCAAGGCACUCCUCCUCCCGGACAGCUCCAGAAAUCUGCAUUUUUAGAAGGACAGCUCCACACCGUGAUAGAGAAGAGCCCUGAGAGCAGUCCCACUGUGAAGCCCAAGCAGGUCUACUCACAGGCAGCUCAGCCAGGCCAACCAUUGCUUCCGACUGGUGUUUAUCCUGUUCCCUCACCUGAGCCACACUUUGCUCAGGUCCCUCACCCUUCUGCAAACAAUAGUGGGAUGCUUUAUCCAGCACUUGCCAAAGAGAGUGGGUAUGCACCACCCCCUGCUCCUUCUCCAGCUUCCUACGAAAAGGCUGCUCCCUGUAGGCCACAUUCUGGCUUGGAUGAGAAUGGAAACCAAAGCAUUCCUAACAAGGCUGCCAUCUUCUACCAACCUGAAUAUAUGCCACCAGUGUCAGGGAAGAAGAAAGAGGUGGGUGAUGCUGCUUCAAAAUUUGCCUUGUACAGAAGUCAUCCUCAAGCCUAUGCGACAUCUCCAAGACAAGAUGAGUCAGAGCCCUCCCACAAGCCAGCAUCUGUCAUCCAGGAGAACAUAAGAAAUACUCAACUUUCAAACCACAGUCCUCAACCCUGGUUGUCCCAGCCAACGUAUGUGAAUGACGGGAAUCAUUCUUUUCAAUCAAAAGACUGUGGUUCAGAAGAGCAGCUAGAAGAUAAGAACCCUAACCAUCAGAGAGAUUUCACAACACAGAACCAGUGGAGCUCUGGUAAGACCAAGCAAUAUGGCUUUUCCUCCUUGCAAAACAUCCCCGAGAGCACCAAGUUGCAAAACAACAUGGAACUGAAGGAGGUGCGGCCAGGUAAAAGUUAUGCUGGUGCCAAAUGGCAUUUUAUCAAUUAUAGUAGCCAAGAAGAGAAGGAAAACCAAGGACAUCUCCCUGAAUACUGGCAGGACCAAGAAUGGCAAGGCUUAGAAGUAAGUUGGGAUGCCACAGAGCAUCCCCAUGGUUUGGAGCCAAAGUAUGAGGAGCCCUCUUCAUUGCCCCCAAAGUCAUCAGAUUUUGGCAUUCGGCGGCUCAGUUCUAGCAGCACCCAAAGCAUUCAGAACUCUCAGUAUGGGAGAAUGGAACCCAGGAAUGCCCGGUGUUCUGUUCUAGAAAAGGUUAGUAAGAUAGAGCAACGUGAACAAGGCACUCAGCGGCCACAAAAUUUGAGUUCAAACUGCUUUGGUCAGAAUUAUGUGUCCAACAAGCCUAGCCUGAAUUCUGUUGAGGAGAUCCGAAACAGGCAUAACUCCCAAGAGCAUGGCCAGUUUCUUGAUGAGCAUGGCAGAAUGGCCAAUGCAAACAGCUCAGGCCAGAACCCUUAUAUGCACCAUCCAAAUGAGAGAGGGACUGGCAAAGCGGAGAGGGCUAACUGGCAUUCUUCAGAGCAGCAGAUGUCAGCAACAACGAUUGUGUUAGCAGUGUCACCAGAGCAGAAUAUCUAUCAUGGUGGGCCUUCUGAAAACCAGUCUGGGCAUCUGCAACGAAGUAGAAGUACGUUCCAGUUGGUGGAGGAACCUGAGAGGGAGAUUGUAUGGAAAGUUAAUGUCCAGGACGUGAACAACUCUCAGCUGGACAUUCCCUUUAACAGGGCAUACAGGAAUAGUAUUAAAGAUGCCCAGUCAAAGGUUUUGAGGGCCACCUCCUUCAGGCGCAAGGACCUCAACAUUAACCCUCCAGUUGGAAAGGAGGCAAAAAGGCGUGUACAGAGGCCGGCUUCAGCACACCUUGGGAUGCGGAGCAGUGCGGCUUCCCCACAUACCCCAAAGGAGAGACAUAGCAUUACACCAACAGAGACAAAAAUGGAUUAUACUCAUAAAGAGAGUGUCCCCGGGCCUCAGCACGUACCUCGUAUUGGGAGUCGGAAGCGCCUGACAGCUGAACAGAAAAAGAGGUCGUACUCUGAGCCAGAGAAGAUGAAUGAAGUGGGAGUUUCCGACUCUGAGCUUUCUCCUUUCUCCCUCCAGAAGCAAGUUCUCCAGUUUGUUUUUCCAGAGAACACAGUGGCUGACAGACGCAAGAUCUUUGAGCGGGAGAACAAGACUUGCUCUACCAUCAACCUUUCCAAGCCAGAAUUGAAGCAGCUCCAGCAAAAUGCGCUCGCUGAUUACAUUGAGCGCAAAACUGGGAAGCGCCCCUCUUCUGCAUCCCAGGAUACCAGCCUCCCACAUGAAGGUUCUCAGAUGCCAUACUUCCAGACAAGUGGCCAAGAUGGUCAGUCUCUGUCGUCAUCUUCUAGCAUUAAUUCUCUUCAGGACCAAAAUCUUUACCAUCACAGGGAGUCACUAGAUCGGGUGUCUAGAACAGGGCGCGGCAUUGUUACUCUCCCUCCUGGGCUCACAGGCUGCUUUGAUCUCCAUGAGUUUGACAAGAAGAAGAAGACAUCCCACCGAAACAGCAGCGGUAGCAAGAGCUCUUUUCCCAAUUGGCUGAAAGCAGAUCGACACCAUGAGCACAGAGCCAAUUUGGAGCUCAGCAAAAGCACUCAGACUGAUCUUGAGAUAUGUGACCAGCCGUGCCCUGAUCACCAACCCCGGGAGAAGAAAGCACACAGCAAGAAGCCUGGGAAGUCAGCCUCUGCAGAGGACUUGCUGGACAGAUCCGAAAACCAGGCGGUCGCUGUCCAUGUCCGUUCCAGGUCGUCCCCCAGUGCAGAUAAGAAGUGCCAGGACUUGCUGAUGGCAGAAAAUCCUGAUUUCAGUCGCUUUGUGAAAGAUCCUUUCUACGUGGUGGGUGCCGGAACCAGAUUGUUUGGCAGCAAAGAAAGAAGUCAGAUGGAGAAAUCAGCUUUCACGCACUACCACCCCCAUCUUAAUCGUGGCAGUGAGGGUGUCAAUAGUUCAUCUGCACUGAAUGAGAGCCAAAAAGUCCUAGAACCCCCUAGGCAUCUCGGCAGGAUUUCUGCAUUUUCCACACCAUCAACAGAGACGAAAGGUCGCAGGUCUGAUUCUAAGCAAGGCACCAGACAUAUCAGUCUUUCCAGAUCUGGCUGGUCAUCUCCUCAUGCUGCUAACUCCAUGUCAAGUCCUACAGAUUUCCAGGUUGCUGCUGAAGGUCUAGUACCCAGGCGGCAAUCCAGAUCUGACAAGGACAACCAUAGCAAAGUUCAGACCCAGAUUCUGGAGAAUACCACCCCAACCCCUGAGGAGUCAACAGAAGAAGCAUCUUGGAGGUGGAAAGGAUCAGUGUCUCAAAGAUACCCCCCGCCUAAGCUUAAAUGGCUCAAAGAGAGUAGCGUCACAAGGAGCUCCGUGUCUCCUCAGACACCUGGGCAGAAAGUCUUCCCAAGGUGGCAAAGCUUUCCAUCUCAAAGCAGUUCCUGUUCUGACCCAGAGACCCCUUCUAGCCAAGGAAGACUCUCACUCCGCAUUUCCGAGUCUUGUCUCCAGAUGUCUCCUCCACCGCUUCCUCAAGAAGAAAGUGACGAUGAUGUUUUCCUUAAAGACGGGCAGCCAUGUCCCACGGGCCCUGCUUCGGAGAGUUCACCCCAUCCAUUGCCACCUCCGCUUCCUGAAGGGAGCCCCAACACCAUUGCAGGUGACAUGGAAGAAUUCCCACCUCCACCUGCUGCUAUCUUGGAAGCUGAUGAACCUGCAGCACAAAACUCUACAAACCUUGGAGAGGAGGAGUCUGAAGCAAGAAGCUCGAAAAGGUUUCCCAAGAAUGUUAGUGAGAAGGAAAAAGAACCAAACACAACCGCUCCCAAGAGUGGCCAUGCUGCUUCUCUUCCAUCUACUACAAGCUCAGGAUCCAAAGCAAAUGGUGCCACACCUUCCUUGGAAGCACAACAGCAGCAGAAUCCAGCCAACCAAGACUCAGUGGAUAAUGCCCCUCUCAAUCCGCCCAGAGAUCUUACCGAGACAAGUGGGGAGCCUGAAAACGAGAGUCCUGAGAAUUACACAGGGAAGAUUAAGAGCCCGGAGGAUAUCAAAGAGGAAGCCUUAGCUAAGGAAAUUAUCCACAAGGAUAAGUCAUUAGCCAGCAUCUUGGAUCCAGACUCCAAGAUGAAGACCACCAUGGAUUUGAUGGAAGGGAUAUUUCCCAGUGGAGACAGGUUGGUGAAAGAGAACAAGAAGAGGAAAACAAUGCAGAAAAGGCCCAACAGUCCCGCCAGUAGUUCCGUUCCAGAUGAUAAUAGGAAAGACGAACCUGCCGCAAAGGAGUCUGCCAUGACAUUGGUCUCCUGUCCGGCUUAUUACAAUAUGUCUGGACCCAAAGCUGAGCUUCUGAACAAAAUCAAGGAUAUGCCUGAGGAGGUCAACGAAGAUGAAAAAGAGGUGGACAUCAAUGAAAAGAAGGCUGAACUUAUUGAAAGCUUGUCCCAUAAAAUGGAGACCUUAAAAGAUGCCAAGGAAAGCUUGUUGGCAGAUAUCAAACUCAACAAUGCCUUGGGAGAAGAAGUAGAAGUUUUGGUCAGUGGUCUGUGCAAGCCAAACGAGUUUGAAAAAUACAAGAUGUUCAUUGGAGACCUGGAUAAGUUAGUCAGCCUCUUGCUAUCGCUCUCAGGACGCCUGGCACGAGUGGAGAACGUUCUCAGCAGUCUCAGCGAAGAUGCUGACAAUCAGGAACGGAACUCUCUGAAUGAGAAGCGGAAAAUGUUGGCCGGCCAGCACGAAGACGCCUGCGAGCUGAAGGAGAACUUGGACCGUCGGGAGCGUGUCGUCUUGGAUAUUUUGUGCAAUUAUCUCUCGGAAGAGCAGCUUCGGGACUACCAGCAUUUCGUGAAGAUGAAAUCUGCGCUCCUCAUAGAACAGCGCGAGCUGGACGACAAGAUCAAGCUGGGGCAAGAGCAGCUCAAGUGCCUUCGAGAGAGCCUCCCCUCGGACUUCACCCUCCCCAGCAAAAAGGCAGCCGAGCCUUCGGAGACCAGCAGUAGCCACAGACCUCCGCCUCCAACGUCCUCCCUCUGACCAGAUGGGAUCGUGUCAAAACCUUCUUGAAAUUUUAUUUAAUCAGAGACAGCUUUUAACUUUUUAAAUCGAUGAUGGGAUUCGCUGUUUCCUUUUUGUUUUGUUUUGUUUUUGUAAUUAACAUAGGGAAAGCUUUCUCUUUCGUCUUCUUGAAAUUACAACCGAAACCUCUCUCAAUCCCAUGAGAAGGGACUGGAUAUCUCUGGCUGAAAGAGAUGCAGAAAGAAACCAGCCGCAUGUGACUCUCCAAAAGGUUGGCUCGUCCUAGAUGAACACAAGCUAGUUCCAACUUGAAAAGGAGUCUUGGGGGGCCCCUUUGAGCCCCGGUGGUCACUCAAUAAUGAAGGAUAUACAAUAAUGAAGCCUUAAACUAUUAAUGAGAUACCUGCUGUCUUGAACAAUAUCGGUAUUUAUAUUUUUUUGAAAAGUACAAGAUAGAAUUCUGUAAAAAAAAAAUUGUAUAUAUACGCUAACCAGUUAUUUGAUUCUACUUCAAUGUGGAUGUAGGAGAAAACGUUUAAUUAUUAUUAUUUUUGGUACUUAACAGAGGAAAACAAAAGAGGAACCCUCCACAUGCCCCCCAAAACACCAUAGUCACACACCAUAAAGUUGGAGUAGUGGUAGUGAGUAUCUCUUAAAAGACUAGCAGGGGAAAAAUAAGCUUCAGGGCCUGAUCCAGGGAGGUUAGUGCGUGCACAUGGAAAGGUUGCAUGCAACUACUCGUUUGUGUGCAAGUUAGACCAAACAUGAUGCGUGGAUGCAGAAUUAUGGCGACCGUAGGAGACCAAUGGAAAAUGCACUCUCAGUUUUACUGGGUGGAGAUCCCCAGUUAUAGUGCUAUGGGUCAUGUCCACACAUGCGCAGACAUAGAUAUACAACCUAUGGAUCUGCCUCCCAAUUUUGGCAUCUUCAUGAGCAACACUAUGUGUGAUACACACAUAAAUCUCUGCCCACUCCAACCCACUUGGCAGGAUCCAGUGCAGGUUUAUGAGCAAUCUUCCAUGUGCAGAAUGCCUCUCCUCUGCCCAGCCCAGCCUUGGCGCACCAGGCAGUCACUGGCUUUGGGGCAUUUCUCUCUUUCAGAACCCGCUGAAUGUACCCGUAAGUGACCUUUCAGAGAAAUCUUUGCACAGCAAAAUACCGUCUUCCAGACCUGCAACGAAUAAGCACUUGUGUGAACCAAACAACUCAGGAGUCAGCGUCAAACUGAAGCAAAGAGAUUUUCUCCUUGACUUUGUCUUUCCCUCUCUUUCUCUCUCUUGAGCUCAGUGACCGGUUAAGAAAACAAUAAAGCCAGAAAGCAUGGAA